Molecule: messenger RNA, 618 nt
Organism: Ectocarpus sp. CCAP 1310/34
Lineage: Eukaryota; Phaeophyceae; Ectocarpales; Ectocarpaceae
Source: the annotation of a GenBank genome assembly
AUGCUGGUUGGAAACCAGGAAAAGUCGGUUUUGGCACUACCGUCGUACACGGAAGGGCUGGUCGGAGGCGACCCAUACUGGUUGAGAAGUGUAUGCAACGCCAUUCGGGUGACGCCCGUCCCUACCUAUGAGGAGAUGCUCGUGUGGGCAGAAGAGACGGACAGGCGCAUAGCCACCGGGCAGCUUCCGCCUUUAGGCUCGCGGCGCCCCCCCUCAGGAGAUGCAGCGGUCACGGUGACAGCCGCUGAGCAGCAAGGGGCGGGGGCAUGCCUUCUCAGCGACCACGAACAGGCUCAGAUGGCAACCCUUUCGGAGCUCCUGAGUAAACGCCGGCGACAGAGCCCUCCCCUGUCUGACGAGGAAGAGUCUGCCCUAAGAGCCGCCAUGGCGGGCCUGUCGGCGUCGGUGGAGAAGGACACUGACGCGAAAGCCCUAGACGUCGCUGCCGAUACCUCGUCUGGCCCUGACACUUCCGAUGGUGACAUCACCGCUGCCGGUCACGAAGCGGAGGCGGAAGACAUUAUUCCAAACCACAUCUAUGGCUCACGAGAGGACGCGGCCGAGAGAGAGGCCGAGCAGCGAGCGGGAGAAUCGUGACGAAAUGCGGGAAUCUCGUGG